AAGAAAAAAACUAAGUAGGGUUUUAGCUUGUGUACCGUCACCAAAACGACAACACUCCAUACGUCGUUUCCAUCACCACCGAAAAUUCCUUCAUUGCAACGCUUCAUAGACUCUCUUCACUCUGCCCAUCGCAAAUUCGACAAAAUCACUAAAGGAGUGUUCUGUUCAAUGCUUCACCAAUAAUUUCUGAAAUUUGAGAAAGUUUGGGUUUUGGUUGAACCUUUAUGGAGAUGGCUAUAGUUGAAUCAGUAAGGAAUAUUCCUUUGCAAGACCCAUCUGAGGAAGAGUUUUCUGCUGCUGACUUGACAUGGACUAAGUUUGGUAGUGCUGAACAUUAUGAUGAGGUUGCUCUUAUUCCUUAUGAUAGAGUUGAUGCUUUUAUAAUUGGGGAGUGUUCGAAUGUGUUGUGUCCGACUCGGUUUCAUAUCGAAAGAGGAAGGAAACGGACUAUUGGUACCUUGAAGGAGUAUAAGGAUGAUGAAUAUCUUGAGUACAGGCAGUACUGGUGCUCAUUUGGCCCAGAAAAUUAUGGGGAGGGUGGAGAGAUACUACCUAGUCGGAGAUAUCGACUCAAUACUCGAAAUCGUGCUGCUAGACCUCAAUCAAUGCGUGGUUGUACCUGUCAUUUUGUUGUCAAACGUCUUUAUGCUCGUCCAUCACUUGCACUUAUUAUAUACAAUGAGAGGCGUCAUGUUAAUACGUCUGGUUUUAUCUGCCAUGGACCACUUGAUAGAGAUGCUAUUGGCCCAGGUGCCAAAAAGAUUCCAUAUAUAUGCAAUGAAAUUCAGCAGCAAACAAUGUCCAUGAUAUAUCUUGGCAUUCCAGAAGAGAAUAUCUUGGAGAAACAUAUCGAAGGGAUUGAGCGAUAUUGUGGUCCAAAUGCACAAGUCAAUAGCCUUGCUUCUCAGUACGUUCACAAGCUGGGCAUGAUUAUCAAAAGGUCUACUCAUGAGCUGGAUUUGGAUGAUCAAGCUAGCAUCCGCAUGUGGGUCGAACGAAAUAGAAAAUCUGUAUUUUUUCAUCAGGAUACUUCAGAGUCAGACCCUUUCAUCUUAGGGAUCCAAACAGAAUGGCAGCUGCAACAAAUGGUUCGUUUUGGUCAUCGUAGUAUUGUUGCUGCAGACUCAUCGUUUGGUGUGAAGAGACUUAAAUAUCCCUUGUUCACGCUACUUGUUUUUGAUUCAAGACAACAUGCACUUCCUGUCGCAUGGAUCAUUACACGAAGCUUUGCAAAGCCUGAUGUGUCUAAAUGGCUUAAAGCUUUAAUUGACCGAGCUCGUAGUGUUGAGCCUGGAUGGAAAGUCAGUGGAUUUUUAAUUGACGAUGCUGCAGCUGAUAUUGAUCUUUUGAGUGAUAUAUUUGAUUGUCCCGUCCUAUUUUCACUAUGGCGUAUUCGUAGAUCAUGGCUAAGGAAUAUUGUGAGGAAAUGCAAUAAUAUCGAGGUUCAGCGUGAGAUUUUUAAGCGUCUAGGGACAAUUGUGUACAGCAUUUGGGGAGGCACAAAUACGUCACUUGCCUUGGAACAACUUAUGCUGGAUUUUGUUGACCAAACUGAUUUCUUGGAAUAUUUCAGAGUGUCCUGGCUGCCCAAGAUUGAAAUGUGGCUUUCAACAAUGAGAAAUGUGCCACUGGCAAGCCAGGAAGCCUCUGGAGCAUUAGAAGCCUACCAUGUUAAACUGAAAGCUAAACUUUUUGAUGAUUCACAUCUCGGAGCGCUGCAAAGAGUAGAUUGGUUAGUCCAUAAGUUAACAACUGAGUUGCAUUCAAGCUACUGGCUUGAUCGUUUCGCUGAUGAAAGUGAUUCUUUCCAGAAUGUGAAAGAAGGUUAUAUUGCUUCUACGUCAUGGCACCGAGCACUUGAAAUUCCCGACUCUGCUGUCACCUUGGACGAUAAAAACCGCCUCUUUGCCAAAGUUGCGAGCAAGAAAGACAGCAGCUUAACACAUAUAGUUUGGAAUCCGGGAUCUGAAUUUUCAUUCUGUGAUUGUUCUUGGUCAUUGCAUGGUAACCUAUGCAAGCAUGUCAUCAAGGUAAACAUGAUUUGUGAAAAUCUUCAAGGUUGUCAAUCGUCAAUGUCUUUUCGGUCGUUUGAAGAGGUUUUAAUGGAUCUAUGGAGAAAACCAGUUGACGAUUCGUUUGCGUUGGACUUGUCAUUGGCUUGGACCCACCAAAUGCUAGAUCAAAUUCAAAAACUUGUUGAACUGAAUAAUUCAACUGAUAUUGGUACUGUAGUAAACAAUAUGCCUCUGAAAUGGGUUUCAAAGAAACGCAGAACCAACAUUGGCAAACGAUCUUCAAUUUCGGCAACUCCUUCUGGUAACCGUAACACGAAAAGUGUUGUUGUGUAUAAGAAGAAUCGGAAGCGGAGAAGGUUGUCACAACUAAGAUGACUGAUUCUGUCCAUGAUGUUUUAACCUAUGAUAACUCUGCUUAGUUAAAAGUGGAUUUCAUUUAAAGAAUUUCUUUAAAUAUCUCCGGAUUCUAGCUCCAUUGCCUGUUCUCAACUUUGAAGUUGCAACUUCUACCAAGGGUUAGCAUACAUCCUAUCACUAUCAAACAAAGUUAUUGCUAUGAUUAUGCGCAUGAUCCGUCAUAGGAGAUAGAAUGGAGGAAUCGAAAGCAAUUCCAGUCGGUAUGUUUUGUUCAACUUUUAUACCUGACAAUACUUCUAGGUGAUCACUCCUGAGACAGAGUAGUGGUCGGUUUUACAUAAAAGUUUGAAGUCAUUCCUUAGUGUUUCAUAUUUUUAUCUCUAGUUUCCACAAUCAUAUGCUAGCCUAAAAAUUAAUUUAUUGAAUCAUUUUAUAUCAUACCAUCUCCAUUGUUCUAAAUUCUAAUUUGAAGUCAUUUCCGGUGCUUAGUUUACCGAGGAAGAUAGAUCUUUCCAUGGAUCAUUUCUUUUUGUUUUCUGGCUGUGAUGUUUUUGUUCUUGAAUUUACUUGUUAUGUACAUAUACAAUUUGUUGGCAUAUUAUUGCUCAGAAUUUUGAUUUUAA
Molecule: messenger RNA, 2995 nt
Organism: Medicago truncatula (barrel medic)
Lineage: Eukaryota; Viridiplantae; Streptophyta; Magnoliopsida; Fabales; Fabaceae
Exons: 6
Coding region: 225-2390 (721 amino acids)
Molecular function (GO): zinc ion binding
Source: RefSeq, a predicted model, not a curated record